Messenger RNA from Spizellomyces punctatus DAOM BR117, 2562 nucleotides. RefSeq lists its product as uncharacterized. NCBI's taxonomy places the organism in Eukaryota, Fungi, Chytridiomycota, Chytridiomycetes, Spizellomycetales, Spizellomycetaceae. Gene Ontology annotation, biological process: regulation of DNA-templated transcription. Gene Ontology annotation, molecular function: RNA polymerase II cis-regulatory region sequence-specific DNA binding; DNA-binding transcription factor activity, RNA polymerase II-specific. The record is from RefSeq and is a predicted model, not a curated record. The transcript has 2 exons. Bases 671 to 2368 code for a protein of 565 amino acids.
AGGGCUUGUGCGUUCCCCCAAGGAUGGAAUAGGCGACGUAUUCAAGGGAAGAGUUUUUGACCGCCAUUAUUCAAAAGCCGCGAGAUUGGCGUGGCAAGGGUUGGGUAGUUCGAAGCCUUGUGUGUUGAGACUGUGUCGAGAGUGUUGGUAUCAAAGGUCAAAUAGGCCCUGCAAGUGCUUUCAUCUCCGUGAGGUGACCGAGAAAAAAUCAAGUCGUGGAGAACUGUGGCUUUGGUUGUUCACAACGUGUUCCCUCGCAUAUUACGCACUUGUGGAUGUGCGUUUGCUGAAUAUCGACAGGAUCCAUGUCGCUUUCUGUUUAUUCCUCAACAAGCUGCUCUUCAAUCGUCUUUUCUGCCUUACCUACUACGUCCAUGCUUUGGCGCCUUUAGUUUGCCCUUGGGUGGUACUGUUCAUAUUCCUGUGGUCUGAACGCUUUUCGACUGCCCUUCCAGCCAACUUACCGACUGUGGUGUCGUCUUCCUCCACCUUGCUGCCGUUUUCGGCCAUCUCGGUUACGUUGUCCCCGUAAGCUCAGGAUUGCUGGACUUUGUGGAUUGCCCCUUACGAAAGUUGUUGUACGCGUAACGGACUUCCCCGGCAAUCACACCAAGCAUACACCAACCGAGGACGGAAGAUCUGUCGCUUAGAACUGUUCAGCUUCUGUGAAAUGCCGUCGCUUGAAGUAUUGUCGCCACAACCACCGCAUUUUGCGCCGCAUAAACAUCAUACAUUUGAUAUGCAAGGCGUGUAUCCGUUCGCACAUGCCCAUGGGCCACAAACUUUCGGACAAGAUCAUCAACCUUACCAUCAACAUCAUCAACAGCAUCAGCAGCAGCAUCAGCAGCAACCUUAUCAACAGCAUCAUCUACUGCCUCUCCAACCACUGCUGCUACCUAACUCACAAGCUUACCCAACACCAGCAUACCAAUAUGAUGGUUCUCGGUCAUCGUCGAUACUGUCGACGGCGCAAACCCACUCUGUCUCCAUAACCCCAUCAUCAUUGCUACCGCAAUCUCCAUUCGACCCUUUUGCUCCAUAUGCGGAGCCAUACAUCCCAAUACAGGAGAUGGAGUACGUGAACACCUUUGCGCCCAAGCCCGACGUCCUGUCGCCAAAUGAACCAAAUUUCAACUAUUCAAUAAAUCAAGACGGGCGUCCGGAAUAUCAUGUUCCUCACUAUGAGACUCUGCCACCACGCCCUAUGCACACCCCUACCGCUCCUACGCUGUAUGAAAAUGCCACGGUCUACCCAACCGCCACAGCCAGCAGAGAAGCGAUUAAUAUAGGGCCACCUGAAACGGCGGGACUGCUAGAUUUUAACGAAUUUGGAGGAGAAAUGGCGGGGAUAAGACCUGAACCGAUAAUGAGUGACAAUGUCAGUAUUGCCUGGCCAAUAUCAGCUGUCGAGAAUGGAGUUUCAGCCUUGUCGCUAUCACGAUCGCACAGUCCUGACUUGAUUGUGUCUCACCCGGGAUUGAUGGACGAACAAUCUGGACAUCCAUCGCAGAAUCCGAAUAUGACAAUCAGUACCGAAGAGAUCCUGGCUAGGGAGGAUGUGGAAGAAAUAGAAAAGGACAUACCUGGGUGGCUACUGGAGGAUACAAGGGAGGUAUCGGUGAUUACCACAAUUUCUGAGCCAGAAUCACCUGCUCCCUCGAUUCCCACUGCACCUUCAGCCCCCGUAUACCCCUGCCCCAUCACAAACUGCACAAAAGUCUUUGCGCGUCCGCAAAACCUUCGAGCUCAUGCAAAAACCCAUUGCUCAGUCAAGCCCCACAAAUGCACCUACUGCGAAUUAUCUUUUCGUCGCAAUCAUGACCUGAAACGGCACAUGCGGCUGCAUAACAACGAAAGGCCCUACAUAUGCCCGAACUGCUCGAAGGGAUUCGCCAGAAGUGAUGCUUUGAAGAGGCAUGUUGGAAAUGAUGCAGCUGGAUGUCACGUUCCGAAUGGGAAAGGAGGGGCAAAGCCCAAGCAGGGAAGCAAAGCGGAUAAUCGGGAAGAAGAGUCGUCAGAACACCAGGCACAGCAAAUCCCUGCAGAAAAUUCACAACAACCGCCCAGUCCACCACCACCGGCCCCUGCACUGGCUCCUGCCCCUGUACCCCCAUCUGCACCAGCGCAUGGAGAGUCGGACAUUAUGUCGACCAACCUGAGUCUUCCACAUGAUCUCCUAUGCAAUUACCCGUCGGACAACGAGCCAUAUUCACCACCCGAAGACUUGACGUCGUUUUACUCAAAAACCUACAUUAAUUCAUGGCCGAUACCUUAUCACGCUAUGCAUCAAUCUGAGGAAGAAAUGCGAUAUGAGCGGAAUGGACGGGGUUGGGGCCGGGUUGGAAGGAGACCUAAUUCGUAUAUGUAGUGGACAAACUGCUGUUGGAGGAACGUUGCUGUGCUCAAAAGACUUUUGGAAUGAAAUAGGACCGCUACACCUGGUGUGAACGGUUCAUGUACAUGCAAAACUGACUCUAUUUGGCUUGAAUUGUAAGGUAGCAUUAAUGCUAAAUGACCACGGCGCCAUUGAUUCAAACAUGGAUAAAGCCGAAGAGUCCCGGC